This is a messenger RNA of Sus scrofa (pig), 6922 nucleotides long. Lineage: Eukaryota; Metazoa; Chordata; Mammalia; Artiodactyla; Suidae. The record is from RefSeq and is a predicted model, not a curated record.
GCGAGGUGGUCCUCUGGGGAGUCAUCCUGGCUUGUUUUCUUGUUCUCCUUCAGAAUGAUCACUUUCAUUAUACACAGAUUCCUCCCAAGCUCUUUUGUGUGGGUCACUUUUUACUCAGAAGGCAUUUCUAUUUGGUAAUAUUGGGGGCGAGUGGGAGUAGGUUAUACUUCGGGCCUCAUGCUAAUUUAUUUUCCCCAGCUGAGUUUGUCAGCUAUGUUAGGCGGCAGGGAAACAGGAAGUGAGACCAGGACCUCACCCUCAAGGCCCACCAGGGAAUCUUAGACACACGAGUGACCUCAUCCAUCUCCAGAUCGCCCGCGCUUAAUCUAUUUCCUCAUGUAAGGGCCAAGUUUCUGUUAUGCACUGAGCACUUCCAUUGGUUAAACUGUUGUCUGACCAGUGUCUUCCAGGUCAGGGGAAAAGCUUCUAAGGGAAAGGAGCUGAUAUUUACAGAGCACUUAUUAUAUCAGGCACAGUGCAAGGUGCUUUCAGAAGUUCUUGCUUAUUUCUCAACAGUAUUGUGAGGCCAGGUACCUUUUUUUCUCCACGUGGUCCACGAGGAAGCUAAAAGCUAAGGCUCUGAGAAGUCAGGUGUCAGUGUGGCCUGUCUGUGGUGGAGCUGGAUUUGGAGCCCAGACCUGAUGGACUCCAAAGCUCGCAUUGCUGCUAUAUGCACACACACACACACACACGCACAUGCACACAUGCACGCACCUCUGUUCUAGCUUUGUACUGGCUAAUUUCAUAAAACAGCAUCUUGUAUGAGUAGGAUGAUGUGAGGAUUUUUUAAUUCGCUCUGUUUUAUAAGGUAAGCAAUCACCUCUCACCACGACGUUAGCUAGCUUGGUGGAAAGCCUCUGACACCUGCUCCCUCCCUUCCAUAACUCCCUGCCCACCCGCUUCCUACAUGCCAGGGGGGUUUUGUCACCAUGUGACCUUGGUGAAUAAGAUCUAAUCAUUCAGAACAGAGCCAUGUGCCCAAAUGUCAGAUGGGGCUGCGAGAAACACUAUGGCCCAUUUCAGGGUUCAGGCCUCCCUGAAGGAGGUUUGAGCCUUUAGAGCAAAGCCCUCUGGUCAUGAAGCCAUUUGUCCUUGAGAACAGAAUGUGUUUUGUGAGUGCAGAAACAAUGGGCAUGUUGAGUUUCAGACCUGGGGUGAAUGAAGCUCAGGCAGAGGCACAUACAAUGAAUUGGGACAGUUCAAGGGAUGCUUUCUUCACAGGCAGGCUCUGCUGUCAGCAAGUCCCUGCCGUGGGAAUGAUACUUUGUCAGUGGUCAUUAAUGCCUCUGUUUUGAAUAAUUUCCCCAAGUAAGUCAUCAGGUUUUCUUGAAGUUUUUUUUUUUUCUUUGAGUUUUAAUUUGUGUAAUUUAUUUUGUCCAAAAUUACCCUGUGAGAAAUGGAUGAAAAAUAAAUUUGGGGAGCAAAGUUUUAUUACUUGUCAUAGCACCGCUGUCCUUUUAAAUUCUCACUUACCUCUGAAGCAAAUACUCUGAGGUCUUUGCUAGUAGUAAUUUGAUUCCCAGGCGGUGAAAUUGGGUGUUGCUACUCACCCUUAAGCAAAGCUUUUGAAGAAAGUUUUUCAAAACUUAGCUCACCUAGUACCAAAACGGGAGGCAGAGAGUCCUAAUAUAAACUUGAAAAAAUGUAGCCAUUCCGUUAAUAUGUUUCCCUGGUGGUCACAUCUUGAUCUGCCUGGAUUCCCUGUACGACUUUUUCUAAUAAGAUAGAAUGGGUCAGGAGCCCGGAACCGCAGGGUGCCCUGGGGUGGUGCAGGAACUCGCAUCGGCCCCUCUGCCCUGCUGCCUAGUGAUAAGGGUGACCACAGCAGCUUCUGAGAGCGCGGUCAUGGGGACCUUGAAACAAACAGGCAAAGGCGCUGAGGACGGCGGCGUGUGGGCGGGGGCCCAGGAUUCUCAGGGGCAAGGUGAGGCUGCAGCGCGCCACCCGGACAUGGCAGCAUGACAGCCCCGGACAGCGCUGCCCGACGCCCGGAGAAAGGAGCCCCCGAGCAGCGGCCACUGCCUGCCCAGGCUGCCUGAGCCUCCUUCGCACGUCUUCCCCGCCGCUCGCCGGGCUCGCCUUUACCGUUAACCCCGUGGACUCCUAACUCCUUCCGCCUGAAACAUCAAUAUGUGUCAUGUCAUUGUCACCUGUCGCUCGAUGCUCUGGACCCUCCUGAGUAUUGUGGUGGCUUUUGCCGAACUCAUCGCCUUCAUGAGCGCAGACUGGCUGAUUGGAAAAGCCAAGACCCGCAGCAGCGCUGAGCCCGGAGAGCAGGGUGGGGGCUCCCCGGAGCCCUAUCACCCCACGCUGGGCAUCUAUGCCCGCUGCAUCCGGAACCCCGGCGUGCAGCACUUCCAGCGGGAGACGCUGUGCGGGCCCUACGCCGAGACCUUCGGGGAGAUUGCCAGUGGCUUCUGGCAGGCCACCGCUAUUUUCUUAGCCAUGGGCAUCUUCAUUCUCUGCAUGGUGGCCCUGGUGUCCGUCUUCACCAUGUGCGUGCAGAGCAUCAUGAAGAAAAGUAUUUUCAACGUCUGCGGGCUGCUGCAAGGAAUUGCAGGCCUGUUCCUCAUCCUCGGCCUGAUCCUCUACCCCGCUGGCUGGGGCUGCCAGAAGGCCAUAGGCUACUGCGGACACUAUGCAUCGGCCUACAAACCUGGAGACUGCUCCCUGGGCUGGGCCUUCUACACCGCCAUCGGGGGCACCGUGCUCACCUUCGUCUGUGCCGUCUUCUCCGCACAGGCAGAAAUUGCCACCUCCAGCGACAAAGUACAAGAAGAAAUCGAAGAGGGGAAAAACCUCAUCUGCCUCCUUUAGUGUGGGCGAGACACUAAUGCUGUUUGCUUGCUCGUGUGACCUUGUGAAACAGUUCACGUCUGGUUUCCUCGUUUGAGUCAAGUGAAGAAGAACUAGCCUUUACCUACCAAAGCCACAUUCCACAGCCCUGCGCCUUAACAGGACCCACGACAGGCAGCAUCCAGCUGAGCAGAGGACGGCACGCGAGGGCCACAGUGCAAAUUCCAAGAGAGGGCGGAUGAAAAGGACAUAAACCCUGACCCAUCGUCAAGUCCUGCCGGACUCCGUCUUGCCCGCGGCUCAGUGAAGGAUGAUGAUCUAAACCAUUGCAGCCGCAGUUUCUCUGGGAACAGAAGAGACUAUGAGCCAGAUUCGCAGGCUGUUUAGAGCGGUGUUUCCGCACAGGUUGGGAGCAUCUGUGCCUCAGUGUGAGGUUUGGGGGCUGGUGUUUCUGUUUCCUCCUGGUCCUUUCCAACCGUCUCAGGCGGAGGCUGCAAGGAAGAGCACACCCUGACGGGGGCGAGGCUGUGGGCACAGCACGACACUGUCUCUUGCUGAGCUGGCCAAACAGGUCUGCAGCGACAGUGUGGAGUUCUGUGGUGGGACCUACCCUGGGCGGAAUUCCAGAGUUAGGUGGCUCCACUGAGCUGUCCCUCCAAGAUUUUAGGAAGUUGAGCAAAGAAAGAAUAAGGACCUGUCUGAUCAUGAGAAUCAAAGCCCCACAUCCUGCCAGUGAAGGCAAGUUGGUUCCCCUUCCUGGCGGCCAGGCCCGGGCUCCUCUUCCCCCUGAGAUCACAUGGUUUUCUUCUACGGUUAGGACUGUGCUUUGGCUGCCAAAGGAAACCUCACUCUGCUUCCUCGUUGCAGGGACAGAGGUCCCCAGGCCAGCUGUGGCUCCUUCCCAGGUUGACUGGGCACGCCGGCCAGAGUGGCAGCCUCUGCCCGGAGACCUUUUCCCACUGUGGUGACUGUGCUGGGGUCAGCGCUCUUCUACCCCCAGCGGCGGCAGAACAAGUGACAUUCUGUGCAGAAAAAGGGAGCUGGUCAUGAGGUUAGGUUUUUCUAGUUACGAGUGUUGAUCCUGCCAGCAAACUGUGUAAUGAUACCAUUGAAUUGCUCUAACGGGUGAGUUACAUCAAAGGCUGCAUUCUCAGGAAAGCACAGAGUAGAAAGCUCACGCACAAAUGAGAGCUAGACCAGCUCAGAGCACCCGCCUGCACCUGUUUACAAAACAGAGCGGAACGCCACUAUUAAAAUGGAUUCAGGGGCCUUUAGUCUAAUUUCUAUGCAUUACCCAUAUAAUUGAUUCAGGAAAAUGGUAUUAGCCGUCACUUCAGAUUUACGUUGGACUGAUCCAAGUGACCAAAAACAACCUAGUUUGGCCUUAGCUGAGCUUCAUUCAGCAUUGCAGGAUAGAGAAAUCGCCCACUGCAACCGCAGCAGGUGGGGUGGACCUGCCAGAUUUCUGGAAGGAUUAGAAGUAUAGGUCUCUUUGGGCUUACGAAUCUGCUUACUUGAGGGCUUGCUUUGUUUUGAAAAUUCAACAGAUAAUUACAAACCUUGUUUGGGCAAAGUACUAGGUGCUAAGUGCCACCAGGCAUAGUACCCUGAUUCAGACUUUACAGCCCUGCCCUGAGUGAAUCAUCUUACAGCUCAGUGCGUUUAAAACCAGACCUUGCUACAGAACAGCUAAUUGCUUUAUAUGUUCAUGGAACGGAGCUACUCGAGUUUUACUCCAUUCUGGCCUCGGGCCCGUGCCAGAAACCAUUUUAUCUCGCAGAUUAAGGGGUGGGGGCGUGGAAUAAGGUCUUCAUGAGUUCACCAUCCUUAGACCAAAGUUCAGAAUAAGCCAGUCUAUGACUUUUUUUGAAAAGGGGUAACUUUGUAGCCCCUAUGGCAGCCUGCACUAAGGGCUCAGGAAACCCUGUACAGAAAUGAAUCACAGCAGCCACUGGACAGGGCUCCUGUCUGUCUGUGUAUUGAUACAUGCUAACCAAGGCCUGAUGCCAUGGAGUAGACUUUUUAACCCUUGGCAAUAAUUUUCAUUUAAAAAAAAAAAAGAAAAGCAAUUCCUGGUGUUCUCAUCGUGGCUCAACAGUUAAUGAACCCGACUAGCAUCCAUGAGGACGAGGGUUCGAUCCCUGGCCUCGCUCAGUGGGUUGAGGAUCCAGCAUUGCCGUGAGCUGUGGUGUGGGUCGCAGAUGCGGCUGGGAUCCCGCGUGGCUGUGGCUCUGGCCUAGGCUGGAGGGGAUAGCUCCAAUUCGACCCCAGCCUGGGAACCUCCAUCUGUCCUAGGAUGUGGGUGGGGCCCUCAAAAGGAAAAAAAAAAAAAAAACAAAGCAAAUUGCCUUCAUCAGGCAAUCUUGAUAAAAAACCCCAAUAUUGUCUUAAAUUUAUCAUGAGAUGAUUCACUCUACUUUUCCGUCUAAAUAAGAUCAAGAAUCCAUUUUCUAACAUUCCCUGGACACUUGCACUCUCCUCACAGGCAAGUCAGAGGCCUAGAGGAUCCUCUCGACAUGUCCGUUGUCUUUAUCCUUAUGUCAUUCUGAUAACGAAAGUCCUAAGUGAAAACGUGACCUCUCUUGGCCUGAAGAAAGUCACUCGACAGCAUUUAACUUCAUUAGUCUGAAUGCUACAGACCCGGGGUGGGGGUGGGGGGGAACACAUGCACACAAAACCCCAAACCUCUAAAAACUUCUUAAACACUGAUUUAUUGGGCAGAGCAGAAAUGGAAUUUCUCUAGCGGAGAAAGAGUAAAAGGUAAUGUCGGGCCUUUUAAACCUUUAGUCCAUCGAGCCCGGCUCGGCUGGGAUAAGUGGAAUGUCAGAAAUAUGCUGGUCUGGACAAAAACUUCAGGGCUGUUUAAAAACCACUGACGAGGAGGAAUGUGUUAGAAAGAAAUAGAUUAAAAGCCAUUAGGCUGCUUGUCAACCCACACCUAUUUUUCUAAUAAAUUUCUAUCAAUCAUGUCAUCGCCUCAGUCUAAAAAUCUACUAUACCUGGACCAUUACUACUACAUGAAAAAGUCUUAUUUAUUUUUACCUGCAUUUGCGCUAAAAGUUUGGCCAGGGGCUGGGCUUCUCCAAGACCUCCAUCCAAGAAGGCAGAGAUGUUUGGAUUCUGUGGAUUCUUUAAACCUGUGUGCUGAUUCAACAACGUUACAUUACUUGUGUAAGGGUUUGUGUGUAGUUAUCAAACAUCUGUGGUGUACGGAUCUUUGUGAAACAUGUAUUCUGUAAAGUGCCAUAGUCUUUUUUUAUGUGUAGCAUAUUUAAAAAAUAUCUAUGUAUAUUAUACAUACACAAGUCUGUGUGAAAGAUGUGCAAUAACAAAGGUGUAUGUAUGUUUUUUUGGAAACUGGACAGGAGUCGGAACAGAGAUUGGUUCUGUUUUGGCAAAGGAGAGUUUCAACCUUUUGCCUUCAUGGCCUAGUCAUUAACCCAUAACAAUUUUAAUGCUACACAAACCUAUGUGAAGACAAGACUGGUGUGGACUCCUUUUUUCCUGGGUCUAAAUUAAAAUAAUCACUAGAUUUAUGUGAACGUGAAGCCAGCACGCCAGGCCCAGUUAAUGCUAGUCUUUCAUGUGAAAUGUGAAGCUGCCACGUUGCCUCUUGCUGGUACAUAAUCACUAAGGAGCUAUUUGCUAACAUGCUUUGAUAGACCACAUUGAUGCUAGACCACUAUCUAAGGGCUAAUCUCCCCCCUCCUUAGCCAUAAGAGUCUGGCCUAGGACAGACCUCUCUGUGCAAUAACAUGUGGCCACUGGAAAUCCCUGGCCUGCAUUUGUAUGGGGGCAGCAGUGACUCCCGAGGGCCAAAAGAGUUAAAGGCACAACUGGGAUUUCUUCUGAGACUGUGGUGAGACUCCUUCCAAGGCUGGGGGGUCACGAGGUGCUCUGCUGGAACUCAGCACCAGUUGAUAGUCAACAGCCACUUGAGCCAAAUAGAAAAUGGUAUGACCGCUGAUGGACUCCAUUUGAGCCUUCAAAUUUGUGGUUAUCCUAUUAUAUUGUAAAUGAAUACAUUGUUUGUCUAGCAUUGAUUAGGUUCCUGUGCAUAUGUAUUUUCACCACAUGCUCCCCUUCCCCUUCCCAGAUACAAAUUAAACCUGAUUUUGCAAACACG